Molecule: messenger RNA, 2151 nt
Organism: Branchiostoma floridae (Florida lancelet)
Lineage: Eukaryota; Metazoa; Chordata; Leptocardii; Amphioxiformes; Branchiostomatidae
Exons: 2
Coding region: 157-1206 (349 amino acids)
Source: RefSeq, a predicted model, not a curated record
CAGCUCCGUUCGUCACUCAGGCCAGUUUCUCCGGUCGCUCUGAAGGCGCCUAGGCGGCACAACCCCGCUCCACGCCCCGACCGUCUACCCGGGACGAGCCGGUACAGCUCCGAUCGAGACCAUUCCAAUCUGACUUCUUGCGCAUUCCUUUCUUUAAUGGAUACUUCCAGUGCGUUUCGGAUGAUGGUGCGACUCCUGUGUCUGGUGGUCAUCCUGGGGUGCACGCUGCCCGCAGCCUGGGGCUACCCGGCCGCCACCCUCCACCGCCGGACAAGGCGAGAAGCCUCCGCCCCGCCGAAGCCUCGCCCCGCCGAGAAGAGACAGGCCCCUCCCCGCGGCAGCCCGGGCCAGCUGGAGGAGAGCCUCCACCAGCUCCUGCGACAGGCCUCCCUCAACAAACCGGCCCAGCCCGCGCCUCAGAUCGCCGCGCUCCGCCCCAAGCCACUCCAGCCAGUCUCAAACCAGCCAAGCUUCCAAAACAUCGACCUCGGCUACCUCCUCGGCCCCGGUGGCAAGGACAGCGCUCCGCAAGUCGCCCCGCCCAAGUACGUCUCCACCCCGAAAGCCAACGCGGCGUCGGCCGCUGACCUCCAGGACUACCUCAACCUGUUGUCGCAGUACCAGCUGGGCGGAAACACCGCCGCCGCCUCCCCAAACCUCCUGGCCGCCAACUACCCCGCCACCACCGCCGGGCAGGCCGACCUCCUCCCGCCCGGCGCCUACCCACAGAACAGCUACACGGCGGACGACUACAUCGAGGAGCUGGAGGACGCGGUGUCCUACAUCAUGAACAAGCUGUACCAGUACCAGGCCAUGAAGCAGCUGGACAGCCAGUACGCCGACUACUACCAGCUGCUGCGAGAGAUGCCGGCCCCGCAAACCCGCGGGUUCGACUACGACGACUACCUGGAUCUGCUGGACCCCACCCUGUACGGAGACGACCCAGCCUACGAGCAGGACUCGGCGGCGUACCGGGAGAACGAGCCCGCCCACGACGAGCAGGAAUCCGCCGAGGACGAGAUGGAGGGAGGAGAGUCCGAGGAAAGCAACAGCGCCGCCGGCAGCGGAGACGAAAGUUCGGCCGCAGAGACGGAAAAAGCCGACAAGGCAGCGGAGAAGAGCCCGUGCGCCGACAGAAAAGACUGCACCAAGAAGGAUUCCGACAAGGCUGACCUAGUCACCCGCCUACACAAAACCAGAGACUAGACCUGACAUCUUUAUGAUGUCGUUUGUACCAAUUUUCAGUCGGGUCUAAACUAAAGGGAGUCAAAGAUGAGUCACAUAUGAAACAGGUCUCCAUCAAUGAACCGGUCGAAGAUUUCCAUCUGUAAUUGUCAGGAAGGUUUCCUCUGAUAGGACUCGGGCUAGGGUUUCACUCUGUUGUAGGCGUUUAAAGUGAUUUAUUGUUUUACAACGAUUGCUGGCGAUUGUGGGUGAGUGUUGAAAAUGACAAUGUAUAUUUUUGUAACAUACUGUAAAAAAGAUAUUGGAUGUUAUCUAUGUCGAAUUAAUCGGAAAAAUUGUACAGACGAACGACACAGUUGGGAUUCUGCUGAGUCCGGUAGAAAACGGAAGAAGGGAAGCAACCGAAGAUUCACUACCCAGGACUUAAAUAACACCAUUUUGUGCUGCAUAUUCGGACAAACUUAUCAGGAAUAUUUCCAGCUUAUUAUCGAUGUAACGUUACUAGCGGAACUCCAGGCUAACAUAUACAAGCAGACAAGCACGUAGUCUUUAUAUGCCUGUGUUUGUGCACGUCACCUUCUGUUGUGUAUCUUGAAUUCAUGGGAUUCUUUUUCCGCUGUCACCAAAAGUUGACCAACCGUUGCAAAUAUGGAUAUAUAUCUACUAUACAGGAGCACUGUGUUAGGAUUAUGUAGGUUCGCGUUGACUACUAAGGAAACUUCGUGCUUCUCAAACCACCGAAGACGGACGACGAAAGCAUGGCUUCCAAAAAAAAUCAAGCGUUUCCAGUUCGCACGUAUAUUUUUGUAAGGAGUUGUUUGUACAGGAAAUGCUAAGAUAUGAUAUCAAUGUGACAUUUAACCGGAGACGCACAUGUUGGCGCAAACAAACAAGUCUGUGCAGAUACGAGUUGUCAAGAUUUUAUCGCUUAUCAGAUGAAAUAAAUAAACGGACAGCAGUUUUCUA